Messenger RNA from Scophthalmus maximus (turbot), 3151 nucleotides. RefSeq lists its product as uncharacterized. The transcript is spliced from 18 exons. NCBI's taxonomy places the organism in Eukaryota, Metazoa, Chordata, Actinopteri, Pleuronectiformes, Scophthalmidae. The record is from RefSeq and is a predicted model, not a curated record. Bases 1588 to 2604 code for a protein of 338 amino acids.
UUUAUUCUAUUUGUCUUUGAGGGGGAUAACACGGUUAGCAUGUUAGGCUAGCAAGAGCAGUAGCGAGUACUAGCAUACCUGUACGUCGGAUCUACGUCCCACCCGCUGCUACAGCCGCUGCUAGGCAACGGCAACGUGGAGGCUACCACUAGCCUUACAGUUGGUCACAGAUGCGAACACCAAAUAAACUCUGUAUGACUCAAAUUAUUGUUUCACGUGAUACUGGCCUUGCAAUGCAGAGAAGCUACUUUAUGAUCCAAUCAAAAUAACUAUUUGUAAUAUGUUUAUCUAAUGUCUAUUGUUUUACUGUUUUAGUUAGUUAGCUGAAUCCCUCGCCUUGCAUUCAUCACAAUUUGAGUUUUAUUGCGUCUUCUUCAGCAUUUUUGUACCCCAAGCAUAUUGUGUUUUUUUCACGGCAGACACUUUGAUUUAUUGCAGGAACAACACAGAUGUUACUAAUAACAUUAAUGGCUCAGUUAUAUUCAGGUCUCCCAAUUGGCUGUGGCAGCGAGUCAGCAAACACAGCACCAGGACCCUGAAAGUCACAACUUUAAGUUGCAUUGGGAUGAUCAAUGAUACCCUGCCACCCAGUGACCAGUAGGGAUGUAAAACACCCUGCUGAAGUUCUAGAUUGGGCAGGUGUGAAGCGUAUUAACAAAGAAAACGAACUCGACGAAAGCCUCCGUUGUGCGGCUUUGCAGCGAUGCCCGUCCUUGGCUCCGUGCCCGAUGCCAGCGCACCUCGCGGGAACCACAGAAAUGUUCCUCCCGACCCAGAGUGUACACCGAACCGCAACUCACACCAGUUGCAGGAUGAGACCAUCCAGAGACUUUGAGAUGUUCUGCUCUCACACCAGGCCCGUGACUCCCAGGCUUCCCAGCAGCAUCAGGCACACUGGACUAAAGCCUCCGUCCAACUGAACCAGGGCUAGCUGGAUAUCCACGGGCAAGGAUCUUUCAGUCCUUGCCUGAACUGCAACAGAGCUGACUGGAUCUCCGGAGGAACAGUCGUAUGCAGCAAUACCAAAUUCAUCUUCAAAGCCAGACCAGCGGGCCCAGGAGCUCCAGAGUCAGCGAGUCACAAGUGUAGGUGGACGUGCAGUGGAUGAGCUCUCAGUAAGACCCUGCCCCCCUCGCUCCUCUAGUCGAGACUGAUGGCGAUGUAUGGUUCUGCUCAAGGUCUCUUCCUGUUCUGCAGUAAAUGGGCAUCUGGUGCAGAUGAGGCAGUGAAUGGAGCACUAAUGGAACGUGAGCAGCCUUACUUGAACAAUGCACCUUCAUAGUCACUGCCUAAUCCCAGCAGCGCUGGCUCAGGAACAGAUUACCGCUUCCAGACACCAGAGGGGAGAAAAGCAGGGUGGUGGUGGUGGGGUGGAAAAGAGAUGCCCUAGCGAUACAAUAUACAGAGAGAUCGAAGAAGCCAGCAUAUGAAUGUGAACGUGCACACACACACUCAUAUAUGUUUACAGCAGAGUAAUCACAUUAACAAUCAAACCAAUACAAUGCAGUGUGCACUGCUAAAUUUUAUUCCUAAGUGUAAGAGGAAAAAACAUGAAAUCUAAUGGACUAGUCAUUGUAGUGAUCGCUUAUGUUUUUUUCUCUUCACUCCAGAAUGAAGAAAAGAUCUUGCUGCUACCUGCGGAGUUAUCUAACAUGGCUGCCUCAAUCAGCAGAUUUACCAGAUGAUGUCAUUUUCAUCCAAGCAGACGGGUCAGCAGGAAGAAGAAGACAGACAGAAAGAGAGACAAUUGCCUACCCUGAAGCUGGCGUUGAACAAUCUGCCGACUGGUCAAAAACUUGUGAAGCCGAGAACAGUUUUUGCAGGAAAGGCUCUAACCCAGACCCCGGAGCAGUGUGCCCAAGGCAUCCUGGAGUAGAGUAUGCAUCUUGCAGAGGUGUGUCAACUAAGGAGAGGUGUCCAAACUCAACCCGCUCAGAAAUGGCUGUCUGCAGAAUAGUGGAUGAACUACUGCGCGUGAUUGAUCUGUUGAAAACACAGGAAUCAGGCCCAGCAGCCAGCAGCUGGAGUGACCCAGCAUGGCGUCCCCUCAGCAUACUCAGGGUCCUAAGGAAGACCAAAGAUGCUUGUAUGAGCGAGUGCAGGCUUGCAGAGCUGAGGAUCCAACUUGCAGGGGGCCAAGAGUGGCAGCCAUUGCCAGCAGGGAUGUUUUGUCUAAAUGAAGCUUCUGUCGUUUAUUCCCCAUCUCGUUCUUCCUCCAUCUCUGUCGCAGUACGAGGUGGAGGUUUUUGUUCGCGGUCAGAUGAGCUUGUGUCCACACCAUGCUGUCCUGUAACCGGUUGGUCCCGCGCCGCGACUGGGAUCUCUUUGCACUUUCACGCUGCUGUAUAUCGACCGGGCCUCAGUGACACCACGGAUGCUGGAGACCUGCUCAGUGCUCUGUUCCCUGACUGUGUGAGGAGCUGUGAUUGGUCGAGCAAAGAGCCCGAAGAAGAGGACACGAGUCACUGCCAGCCUUUCAGAGCCUGUGUCUUCCCAGCAGCCAUGACUAGAGUUUCUACUUCCUACCAUCACUUUGAUGACUCACAUUCCAACAGUCAUAUCCCAUGGACAUUUAUGAAUGACAAGAAUUUAAAACACAUUUAAGGGGAUUUUUUUGUGAAAUAUUUUAGAAUGUGGUAAAAAGAAUGUAUGAAAGCUGAAAACAUGUAUUUAUGUCAUUCAAGAAAUUAUUUUUGUUACUUAUACUUUUUGAGUUCACUGUCUCAUUUAAGAAUUUAACUUACAUGUGUUGUUUCUUUUAGUUUCUUUAGAAUUAUUACACUCUCAGAAUAUAUAUUAUAUAAAUGAUUAGAAAUUGUAACAGUGUAGGGUGAAACAUUAUUUUGUAUCGUGCUAUUAAUUGUUAUUCUUUAGAAUGUCCUGAAUCACAAUAGUGUUUUAAUUUCAUAGAUUUUUACUGAAUGUAAGUUGAACACACGAGCUGAAAGGAAUAUGAAUCUAUUUUUCAUGAUGAAGUUUUUUUAUAUUGAUUUCUGCACAAGGAAAGUAGAGCUUGUGGUGUUUUGAGUCACUUACAGUAACUAUAUUCAUAGACCCCACAAGCCAGUGUAGCCAACGUCUUAAUGAAUAUGGGCAGAUAGACAAAAAAUUGCAGCCAAAUAAAAGUAUAAUAAAGGCAUCUAAAUCCUAA